UGCCCAACGCUAGAGUUACAGAUCGCUGCAUCCAACUUCUCUAAUCCUUCACCUUCUGCCAUCUCUACAUUGUCAUCAUGUCGCCAACCGUGCCCGCCACUGUCCUGGGUGCCAUGGAGAUGGGGCAAAGCAUGGACGUGACCUCCAGCACCGCCUCGGUGCGUGCCUUCCUGCAGCGUGGCUACACUGAGAUAGACACCGCCUUCCUGUAUGGGGAAGGCCAGUCUGAGACUAUCCUAGGUGGCCUGGGACUCGGGCUGGGCCGCAGCGGCUGCAAAGUAAAAAUUGCCACCAAGGCUAUUCCAUUGUUUGGGACCACAUUGAAGCCUGAUGAUGUCCGGUUCCAGCUGGAGACAUCCCUGAAGCGGCUGCAGUGUCCCCGGGUGGACCUCUUCUACUUACACUUACCAGACCACAGCACCCCUAUAGAGGAGACCCUGCAGACCUGUCACCAGCUGCAUCAGGAGGGCAAGUUUGUGGAGCUUGGCGUGUCCAACUAUGCCUCCUGGGAAGUGGCUGAGAUCUGUACCAUCUGCAAGAAAAAUGGCUGGAUCAUGCCAACUGUGUACCAGGGCGUGUACAAUGCCACCACCAGGCAGGUGGAGAAGGAGCUCCUUCCCUGCCUGAGACACUUUGGACUGAGGUUCUACGCCUACAGCCCAUUGGCUGGAGGCCUGCUGACUGGCAAAUACAAAUAUGAAAUAAAGGAAGAGGAGCAGCCCUUGAGCCGCUUCUUUGGGAAGAAAUAUGAUAAUUUCUUCAGGAAAAACUACUGGAAGGAAAGCUACUUAAAGGGCAUUGACCUUGUGAAGGAGUCCUUGAAGACCACCUAUGGCACCAGAGCCCCGAGCAUGACCUCGGCUGCCUUGCGGUGGAUGUACCAUCACUCACAGCUCCAGGGCUCCCAAGGAGAUGCAGUUGUCUUGGGCCUAUCCAGCCUGGAGCAGCUGGAAGAGAACUUGGCUGCCACUGAGGAAGGGCCCCUGGAGCCAGCUGUUGUGGAAGCCUUUAACCAAGCCUGGAAUAUGACUGCCCAGGAGUGUCCCAACUACUUCAGAUAGACCAUCCUGGCUCACAGCCAGGGGCUUUUCUGCCACCUCUUGGAAUCACACCCUGGCCAUUCCUUGCCUUAUGCUGCCUUCGUGUGGUCUUUUCUGUCAGUCUCAACCCAUGCAAUGUUCUAGAUUGCAGCCCUGCUUGCUUCCUGAAUAAAGGAAUUAAUGAAUUUUAAUAAAUUUAAAGGAAUAAAUAAAUUAUUCAUUUUCUGAAUGAAGCAGGUGUCUGAGGAAUCUGCAGUUCAGACUGACUGUCUCUGAGAGACCAAAGUAUUAAAAAUUAGAUUUUUUGGUUAUUGAAUUAAAGUUUAAAGCACAAGCUUGAACGAAGGCCAGCCAGGUAGAGACAUAUCCAGGCACCUGCAGGGAGGAACUAGCCUCACCCCAUUCUUUUCCUACCUACUUGAGAUACAGGUGCUAGGAAACCAGUCCAGAUGGCCAGGCCAGAACCGUUUAUGGACUGGUCACCUAAAGUAAACAAAUUAUUUCAAAAGUCAAUUUCCCUUACCUCUUGGUGUAAUGACACAGCUUGGAGCCCCCUCCUCUCCCGCUUACAGUUUUGCCCUUUACAAACCUUGUUCUCUAGACCUUUCCACCUCACUCCUCCUCUUCACCAGGGAGGUUGCUGCAUCCUGGGCUCAAGCUUGUAUCAAAUAAAUCUUCAUGUGUUUGGCAACA
Meriones unguiculatus (Mongolian gerbil) is the source of this 1733-nucleotide messenger RNA. Its product is annotated as aflatoxin B1 aldehyde reductase member 3-like. The coding region runs from base 78 to 1061 and encodes 327 amino acids. The record is from RefSeq and is a predicted model, not a curated record. Gene Ontology annotation, molecular function: oxidoreductase activity. The transcript has 7 exons. Lineage: Eukaryota; Metazoa; Chordata; Mammalia; Rodentia; Muridae.